This is a messenger RNA of Nerophis lumbriciformis (worm pipefish), 1503 nucleotides long. The record is from RefSeq and is a predicted model, not a curated record. NCBI's taxonomy places the organism in Eukaryota, Metazoa, Chordata, Actinopteri, Syngnathiformes, Syngnathidae.
AUGGGGGUCAAGAAGAAACUGGUGCUCUUCCUCCUGGUUCUUUGCAUUUGUCUCCAGGGAGCGUCUGCCAAAGAGAAGGGAACCAAGAAGGGGAAGAAAAAAGGGAAGCAAGUUUACUGCCCAUCGCAACUGUCAUCCGAGGAUUUGGCCCGCGUCCCUGCCAAUUCCACCAGUAACAUCUUGAACAGGUUACUCAUCAGCUACGAUCCCAGAAUACGGCCCAACUUCAAAGGAAUACCAGUAGAAGACCGAGUGAACAUUUUUAUCAACAGCUUUGGCUCCAUCCAGGAGACGACCAUGGACUACCGAGUCAACAUCUUCUUGCGGCAGCGCUGGAACGACCCACGGCUCAAAUUGCCGCAGGACUUCAAGUCCGACUCACUUACCGUGGACCCCAAGAUGUUCAAAUGCCUGUGGAAGCCCGAUCUGUUCUUCGCCAAUGAAAAGAGCGCUAACUUCCAUGACGUCACGCAAGAGAACAUUCUCCUCUUCAUCUUCCGCAACGGGGAUGUACUUAUCAGUAUGAGGUUGUCCGUCACGCUUUCUUGUCCACUGGACCUGACGUUGUUCCCCAUGGACACCCAGAGGUGCAAAAUGCAACUGGAAAGCUUUGGCUACACCACAGAUGACCUUCAGUUCAUGUGGCAAACAGGCGACCCUGUACAGAUGGAUGCCAUUGCCCUGCCUCAGUUUGACAUCCGACAGGAAGACAUCGACUAUGGCAACUGCACCAAGUUCUAUUCAGGAACAGGCUACUACACGUGCGUGGAGGUCAUAUUCACCCUACGGCGACAGGUGGGCUUCUACAUGAUGGGUGUGUACGCGCCCACGCUGCUCAUCGUGGUACUCUCCUGGCUGUCCUUCUGGAUCAACCCCGACGCCAGUGCUGCCAGAGUGCCGUUGGGCAUCCUGUCCGUGCUGUCUUUGUCUUCGGAGUGCACAUCUCUGGCUUCCGAGCUUCCCAAGGUGUCAUACGUCAAAGCCAUAGACAUCUGGCUCAUCGCCUGCCUGCUGUUCGGCUUCGCCUCCCUGGUUGAGUACGCCGUGGUGCAGGUCAUGCUCAACAGCCCCAAGCGCAUCGAGGCCGAGAAGGCUAAGAUCGCGUCUAAGGAGAAGGCGGCGGGCAAGAGCGCCGCCAACGCCGCUACCAGAAACAACACCGUCAACGGCACCGGGGGGACGCCGCUCCAUGUCAGCACAUUGCAGCAGGUGGCGGAGACGCGCUGCAAGAAAGUGUGCACCUCCAAGUCGGACCUGCGCACCAACGACUUCAGCAUCGUGGGUUCGCUCCCGCGGGACUUUGAGCUGUCGAACUUUGACUGCUACGGCAAACCAAUCGACACGGCCGGCGGUGGCAAAUCGCAGACCAAGAACAACAAGAAGCCGCCGCCCCCCAAGCCAGUCAUCCCGUCGGCCGCCAAGCGCGUGGACCUAUACGCCCGGGCCCUCUUCCCGUUCUCUUUCCUCUUCUUCAACGUCAUCUACUGGUCCUGUUACUUGUGA